AUGAGUGUUUUCUCAAGGUUCUUUCCGCAGGCCCAAGUCUCAUUGGUCCAUUGCGAAGAGAAUCAAGUCAUCCUCACAGCAAAAAAUGACAAAACAGCCGAAUCAGAGAAGAGACAGAUCAGACUGAUAGAUCUCGCUCGCGAAGCCACCCCGGCAACAUGCAAUCUCAACCCUCUCCUCUUCAACGGCCACCUACAAACUGGCUGGACAACAAUCAAAGAAACCACCGAAAUCCCCAUCUACUACAAACGCAAGAUCUUCGAACAAGAGAUCCCGGCUCUCGCCGGUCAAUUCGCCGUUGACUUUGUCGUGCCCGCAUACCCCAAGACGACCGACCCGGAAGCUACAGAUGAAGCUAGAAAAUAUACCCUCCCUUCGGGACUUCCGGCACGAACCACAUUCUUUUCGAAAGAGGAGCUUGCCGCGCUACCGUCGAAUGAUACCAAACCUAUGCUGGUGGCCUUACAUGGGUUGACGGGUGGAUCUCAUGAGGUGUAUCUGAGAGCUGCUCUUGCGCCGCUUGUGCUAGAUGAAACUGCUGGGUGGGAGGCAUGCGUCGUCAAUGGUCGGGGAUGCGCGCAGAUGAAACUUAGUACGCCGUUGCUGUUCAACGCGCGCGCAACGUGGGAUGUUCGUCAAGUUAUAAAAUGGCUUCGAAAGACCUUUCCGAAUAGGCCGUUGUUUGGCAUUGGGUUUUCGCUGGGUGCUAAUAUUUUGGUUAAUUAUCUCGGAGAAGAAGGUGAAAACUGUCUCCUCAAUGCUGCCGUUAUCUGCGCCAACCCUUGGAACUUGGAUGUGACCAAUAUUGCUCUUCGGAGCACCUGGCUAGGUGCUGAAGUCUACUCGGCACAUAUGGCCGUCAGUCUUGUGAACCUGUUCAACCAACAUGUCGACGAGUUAACACACCAUCCACGCUUGAAUGUCGAUGAUAUGAAGGAUGUCAAAUACAUUCAUGAAUUUGACCGAGCCGUGCAAUGUGCAUUAUGGGGCUACCCAACUGAAGGAGCCUACCAUCGCGAUGCAUCCUCUACAGACUCACUGCUAGCAAUACGCAUCCCAUUCUUGGCCAUAAAUGCGGAAGAUGAUCCGAUAUCCGUCAAGCAAGCAAUUCCAUACGAUGAAUUCAAACAGACGCCAUAUGGUGUCUUGCUGACUACCUCCUGGGGUGGCCAUCUCGGUUGGUUUGAGCUGGGAGGUUGUCGAUGGUUCACGAAACCGGCCGCCAACUUCCUGAACUUAAUAGCAAAGACCAUUGACCUUUCAGUCACACCCAUGCCUGAGAAGGAUAAAGAAGGCUUGUACGGUGAAACACUUGCAAACGGUAGCAUUCACAAACCGUCUCAUCCGUCGGUGUUUUACCCGGUAAAUCGCAAGUUAUCUAUGACAAUCGACAACUAA
Molecule: messenger RNA, 1398 nt
Organism: Talaromyces marneffei
Lineage: Eukaryota; Fungi; Ascomycota; Eurotiomycetes; Eurotiales; Trichocomaceae
Exons: 6
Coding region: 1-1398 (465 amino acids)
Biological process (GO): medium-chain fatty acid catabolic process; medium-chain fatty acid biosynthetic process
Molecular function (GO): acetylesterase activity; monoacylglycerol lipase activity
Source: RefSeq, a predicted model, not a curated record